CGACUGUAACACUUUGGUUUCCGUGCKUUCGUUCUUCUUGGAUUAUACAACCAAGAAGACACUGAUUGGCAUAGUUCGCAAUUGGGAUAGUUACUAACACGAGACCUAAAGCUCAAGCAGUGACGUUCGAACGUGAGGCUGUCUCUACGAAAGACAGAAUACAAUUCCACAAAGCGCAUUUUCAUYAAAAUAAUAAUAGUCCAARCAGAUAGGCAGGAAACGRCAAAGCAAGAAAUUCCAUCAUGAGAAUCUGUUUCCACUCGAAGUACCUCCUCGUCGCAGCAGCGGCAUUUUCGCCCUUGGCCGUUCAUUCCUUCCGAUCCGCCGGCAACAGUGGCAUUCUCCGCGCUUCCCCCAACACACGAGCUACAUUUCCCCUCGGCGUGUCCACCUCCCCUGAMGGUGGGGAACCAGAAAUCACAGAUAUGACAGCGGCCUCACCACAGYCCUCCCUGUCGACCCCGGCGGAAAUAGAGCCCGUGCAGGUUCCCGGGACCAUGCCGAGCGUUUCGAAAUCCGCCGCGACUCCUCCCGCCAGAACCAUGGACGAGGGGAUCUUUGGCUUCAACAAGCUCCUCAUCGAUACGGUCUAUGAUGUUAUUUGUUUCCUCUACCCCGUKAAGGGAACCGAGCGCGAUUUUGCACGCUUCUACGUCCUAGAAACGGUCGCACGGGUGCCMUACUUCGCCUAUCUCAGCGUAAUGCACCUGCGGGAAACCUUUGGAGAGCGSUACGGAAGCAUGUCCGAAAGGUGCGUAUACUAGAUUACCUAUAUACCUCAUAAGUCUUUGAACUACAUUGGAUAGCAGGGCUUUUUUUAACUUUCGAAUCUUACCAAUCAUCGAUUUGAUUGCAAUCCUUCCUAACCCAAAAUAUAUCCCAUUUUGACUCUCGAUCCGAUACAUCCAAUUUAAAGAAUGCGAACCCACUACGCCGAGGCAGACAACGAACUCCAUCAUUUGCUAAUCAUGGAGAGCCUGGGAGGCAAUUCCAACAUCAUUGACCGGACCCUCGCGCAGACAAUGGCCUUUUUCUAUUACUGGUACGUCAUUGCAAUCUAUGUCUGGAACGAACCCGCCGCCUACCACCUGUCGGAACUGAUCGAAGACCACGCCUUCAAYACCUACACCAAAUUUACGGCCGAGUACGGCGACCGCCUCAAGAACGAACCGGUCCCGGACAUUGCCCGAAAGUACUACGAAAGGGACAACCCCUUUCUCUUUGAUUUGUUCUGCACCGUUAAGUCCAAGACGGAAGACGGUGUCUACAGCGAGCGGCGCCCACAGCUCUCCAGCCUCUACGAUGUCUUUGUMAACAUUCGAGAUGACGAAAAGGAGCAUUGGAAGACUCUGUGCAACCUCGUCCAAUACGACGACAUGAAUGCGGUAGAUGCCACUGAGGUCCAGUCCACAGCCCCCUCUCCCUCYGCCGAGGCCCUGUCGUAGGAAAUAAACAWGAUGAUUAUCAGCCUUUCCUGUUUUGCCACAGCAAAGACAAUCCUUUCUGAGGAACCAGAAAAAAGACAAAAAAGGAAGGAACCCAAUCACUCGAUCUUGCCCAUAGAAAGAAACAAACGGCGAUGAAACUAGCAUCCACCAUCGAUUGAUUGAUUAUUCUGAAUACAAACCGUACUGCUCGCAUGCAAUAGACUAAAACUGUAAAGAACAU
This is a messenger RNA of Pseudo-nitzschia multistriata, 1668 nucleotides long. Lineage: Eukaryota; Bacillariophyta; Bacillariophyceae; Bacillariales; Bacillariaceae. The record is from the annotation of a GenBank genome assembly.